CAGCACUCCUCUAGGACGACCGCCUCCCUUCAUACGCCUUUCUUCUGGUUCUGGUUUGUAAACAUCUCAGACCAUCAUGUCGGGUGGCCAAGGUGACGUGGAGAUAGACAUUUCUGGGGAAAUUGAAGUGCCUAGCGAUUUGAAAGCUCCUCCGAAGUCAGGUGAGGACACAGGUGCAGGUGAGCCGCAGGAACAGGUGUCCAACCCAUUUAGUAUGGAGGUUGAUAGAGAGCAGCCAAGUUGUUUCAAGAAAUUACUGAUGCAGCUUCCUGUGCAAUUGCAGCUGGCAUCACCAGCAGCCAGAGAGUGGAUCACACGCAGCCGGGAAAAUGUUCGACCCUGGAUGGUCUUCGUCAACACACAAAAGUUCAAGAUUCCACCUAAUGUACAGAGAUGGAGUAAAAGACUGGCCAAAAACAUUGACUACUUCCAGUCCAAUUACAUGUUUGUGUUCCUUGGCCUUAUUAUAUACUGCUUGAUAACGUCCCCUCUUCUACUUAUCGCUGUCGCUGCCUCACUGGGUGCAUGCUACAUCCUCUCCCUGAAGAAUGCUGAGAAAAAGAUCAUCAUUGGAGGCCAUGAACUUUCACUUGCUCACCAGUACUCUGCCGUUGGCAUUGUAUCACUUCCAAUUUUCUACUUGGCGGGGGCAGGCGCUGUCCUCUUUUGGGUCUUGGGUGCAAGUUUCUUCAUCAUUAUUCUUCAUGCCUCAUUUUAUAAUGUUGAGAGUCUUAUUGGCUCUGAUGAGGAGCCUUUUGAUCUGCAAAUGGAACAGGUAUAAACUUGGACAUUUAAUUCAGAUGUGGAUGAAAAUACCUCUGCACGUGAAAACCAGUCUUGGCUAAUUUGCAAAAUACUUGGAUGAGAUUGUGUAGCUACUGUAAGGCUUCGGAGAUAUACUUGUCUGAUGUGAAUCACACAUUUGUUUGAGUUUAUUUGCCGUGAAGAAUAUAACUUAAUGAUGCCUAAAUGCUGUUUAAAGUAAAGAACUUGUAUUUUAAGAUAUAAAAGCAGGUUUGGCAAGAAUAUUACAUAAACAAAAAAGUGUAGAAAGAAUGAAGUUCCAUCGUAGCAGUCAAUAGCUUCUUUAAGGACAAUAUGUGAGGGAGGAGAGAGGGGGGGGGUGUCAUUUGAUGUUUGGUAUGUUACACCACGGUGUGAGGAGUUCAGGGAAGUCAGUGAUCAAAUUAGUUGGCUUAUUGAAGUUGUUAGUCCAAAGUUUUGUAUAAUUAAAACUUGUAAUUCAGUUUUAUCUGAAAUUUUAUAGUGUAAAAGUGUUAUGCUGUGUACAAUUAAUCUUAGACCCCUAACGCGUGGCUAUGGUUUUUAGACAUACAGUACAACCUCAAUUCGGUGAACUAUAAGGGACCGACCCCGGUUCGUUGCAGAGUUUAAUUCAUUGCAACAGGUGACCUUCAGGAGGCAUUUGCGUCAGUGUCUUGUCAACAUGUUGACACUGAGAUUUGUUCUUAAAGCAUGAUUAAUUUAGAUGCAAAAUAUACUAAAACAGGGAAAUAAACUUAAUAUCUACACUUUAACCCCUUGUACACUGUACAAGUUGAGUGUGGCAGCCCAUCUCAAUCUGUCAAAUGCCGGUGCUCACCUCGACAACAUGCAUACACAUUGUCUGAACCACACUCUCUCAUUGUUGGUUUUGGAUGUUUAUACAAUCGUAUUUGAAUGUAUGGUUACUGAUACACACAUACAUGCAUUGCAUCAAUGAAUGUGUGAAUGUGUCAGUAAGCUAAUUAAUGAAUGAAUGUAUUUAUCAGUAAGGACUAAGGAAAUUGUAGAAGACUAAUUGGACCAUGCAAGGCAGCCCCCAUUUGCAUCAUGUAUAUAAAUAAGAGCUGGCUCAUGUGUGCAAGUAGGCACAUAUAUGAAUGAGUUUGGGUGGAUAUAAAGAGGCAGUGGCAACUCCCAUUUAUAUCCAACCCAAACUCAUUCAUUUAUGGGCCUAUUGGCCCAUAUGAGGCAGCUCCUACUCCUAUCCACGAUGUAAAUAGGAGCCUCCUCGUAUGAGGCAACAAGCCUUCUGUAGUUUACAGUAUUAUGAUGUUGAAGUGAUUGGUUGACAGUUGUACUGUACUUCAUUCAGUACACACUCGAUUAAGGCAGCGUCUGGGAUGCUCUCGGACGCAGGUUCGAAUCCUCGUCACAGCCCUUGUGGAUUUGUUUAUACUUCAUUCAGGUUCAGCCAUAUAGUGGGGAAAACCAAGUGAACAUAAUCAUUACACAUAUCAUGGAAUUAUAAUGGACUUUCAUUCCAUGAAAUCGCCACAUAAUCACACCAACAUUUGUGACGAUAACUCCAUUUGCAUAGUAAACAAUUGUGAAACAAGAGCAGGAGUUUUCUCGUGUCUAGGUAAACUCUACUACAUCCAUAUAGGGCUACACUAUAUCCAUAUAAUGCUUCACUAUCCAUAUUAGCAUCAUUAGUGUAAAAUCCAGACAAUAAUAUUGUAGUUUAAAUCAUUUUAUGAUAACUUUAUUACCCCGUGAAUCAACAUAUGACAAUAGCUGCACUUUAAGGGUCAAGAUCAAUCUCGGUAAUACAGUAUAGAUUUUUUAUUCUCCCUCGUCGUGGUGACAUUUUGAAAGUAGUGUAAAGUGUUGUAUUGGUUAAGUUUUGAGUAAGGUGUAAUUCAAGAGAAUAGAGUGGAAGAACAAAGCAAUAAAGUAUAGUAUAUGAUUAUAGUAACAAACUGUUGGGUGAUGUGGAAAAGCUUGUUUGAACUACAAAUUUUUCAGACCCGGGAGAACAGAUUUAUCAGAUGUAGAUAGAUGGGACUCUACUCCAGUUCACGUGAUAAUGGUACGCUAUGUUCUGCGUGCACUUUGCCAGGGCUAUUUUUAUGCCACCCACUUAAUUACCUAUUAACUACCUCUGUGUGUUACAUAGCAUUCACCCGAUUUAGUCAUAAAUAAAACAUGGAAGCUGAAAGAUCUGUUAUGCUAAUGUAUGGGAUUUCAAUACUGCCAAGAAUCCUUAUAAUCUGCUGGUUAGUAAAAGUUCGAUUUCCAUGCCUUAAUGUUGUGAGACUGGUGGGUAAUGCAUUACAUGCCAUAGCACCAACGUGUACUUAAGGGCUUGGAACUCUGUUGUGGUUUUUCCUUGUACCCAAGCGACAGUUCAAAAGGCAAAAUGUACGCCAGAUGAAAUAUACUUGUAUCUUCUCCCGGUUUUCAACAUUCAUCAACGCUCAAGAUGCGUGUUUUUAUCAAGGGCAGUCUUGAAAGAUUAAGAGUUUUAGUCAUCUUGAGAAAUGUUUAAAUUUAAUGUUGGUAAUUUUGUCAAUAUUUUCCUUUUCUGAAUGUAAGCAAUAAUUGAAUGUUUUGCAUAAUAAUGUUACCUGUCUAUCAAUUUUAGUUUUAACUGGUAUGUCAUAAAGAUCUUGAUUUACAAAGGUACUGUUUGAAGGAUAUAAUGUUUUAACAUUAUAUUCUCAUGUGAGACUGUACUGUGACCUCUUCAGAAAACUUGAUUUGGGGGUCGUUUCUGAUGAAAUAACACUGAAUAAAAUUUUAUAGUGAAAUAUA
Messenger RNA from Procambarus clarkii (red swamp crayfish), 3540 nucleotides. RefSeq names its product prenylated Rab acceptor protein 1. The record is from RefSeq and is a predicted model, not a curated record. Lineage: Eukaryota; Metazoa; Arthropoda; Malacostraca; Decapoda; Cambaridae. Gene Ontology annotation, cellular component: Golgi apparatus.